AAUCGGCGCUCUUGCUGAGAGAGGAGGGCGGGUCUGUGCGUGUUUGUAUAAUACAGUGACAUCUCAGGGACCAGAGCGCUAACGGGGCAACAUGGCGGAUAAGAGGGACAAUGCGGCCGACCAGAUGAAGCUGUGGAAGGAGAGCCGGGGCUCCCAGAAACCGGACGUCCUCACUACCGGCGGGGGCAACCCUAUAUCUGACAAGCUUAAUCUCUUGACCAUUGGCCCUCGGGGACCCCUGUUGGUGCAGGAUGUGGUGUUCACGGAUGAAAUGGCACAUUUUGACAGAGAGAGGAUCCCAGAAAGAGUUGUCCAUGCUAAAGGAGCAGGUGCUUUUGGCUAUUUUGAGGUCACGCAUGACAUCACGAAAUACAGCAAGGCCAAGGUGUUUGAGCACAUUGGGAAGAGGACUCCAAUUGCCGUGCGGUUCUCCACCGUCGCUGGAGAGUCCGGCUCUGCUGACACAGUACGAGACCCCCGAGGAUUCGCUGUUAAAAUGUACACGGAGGACGGGAACUGGGACCUGACUGGCAACAACACCCCAGUCUUCUUUAUCCGAGAUGCCAUGUUGUUUCCAUCUUUUAUCCACUCCCAGAAAAGGAACCCCCAGACUCAUUUGAAGGACCCUGAUAUGGUGUGGGAUUUCUGGUCUCUGCGUCCCGAGUCUCUUCACCAGGUUUCCUUCCUGUUUUCUGACCGUGGUAUUCCAGAUGGUCACCGUCACAUGAAUGGCUACGGAUCCCACACUUUUAAACUGGUCAAUGCCAAACACGAAGCUGUAUAUUGUAAAUUCCAUUACAAGACAAACCAAGGCAUCCAGAACCUCACAGUGGACGAAGCAAAUCGCUUGGCUGCCAGCGACCCUGACUAUGGGAUACAUGACUUGUAUGAAGCCAUUGCCGCUGGUAACUGCCCAUCGUGGACUUUCUACAUCCAGGUCAUGACUUUCGCACAAGCUGAGAAAUUCAAGUUCAAUCCCUUUGAUUUGACCAAAAUCUGGCCACAUGGCGAUUACCCACUCAUACCUGUGGGUAAACUGGUGCUGAACAAAAACCCAACAAACUACUUUGCAGAAGUGGAGCAGCUGGCUUUUGAUCCAAGUAACAUGCCCCCUGGCAUUGAGCCGAGCCCAGAUAAGAUGCUGCAGGGGCGACUUUUCUCCUACCCUGACACUCAUAGACAUCGCUUGGGGCCAAAUUAUCUGCAACUGCCUGUUAACUGCCCUUACAGAACUCGUGUGGCCAAUUACCAGCGGGAUGGACCAAUGUGCUUCACGGACAAUCAGGGUGGAGCUCCAAAUUAUUAUCCCAACAGUUUCUGUGCUCCUGAGAACCAGCCUCAAGUGAUGGAGCACAGAUUCCACGUGUCUGCAGAUGUUGCUCGGUACAAUAGCGCCGAUGAGGACAAUGUUUCACAGGUGCGGGACUUUUAUGUGAAAGUGCUGAGUGAGGAGCAGCGUCUGCGUCUAUGUGAGAACAUUGCUGGACACCUGAAGGACGCUCAGCUAUUCAUACAGAAGAGAACUGUGAAAAAUUUCACAGACGUUCACCCUGAGUAUGGUGCUCAGAUCCAGGCUCUGUUGGAUAAGUACAACGCUGGGGGGGCAAAUAAGAAAAAUGUGAAAACCUACACCCAGCAUUCUUCUUAUGCCACUUCUAAGGACAAAGCCAACCUGUAACCAGCAAACCCGCUUCCAGAAUCAUCAUCCUGGAGCCAUUUAAUCUGUCCUGUAACUUUAAGACAUGAAUGAUUGUACUACUAUUCAGUAGAGUAUUUUAGUGUCCCUCUCGCAGAUUCCCUAAUGGCAGAUUUACUACUCAAAUCCUCCUUUGUGAUUGGCUGCACGUUCUGCCCUCUUGCAGCACCAAGUUCUAAUCCCUUUAGAAAACUGACAAAAUUCUUCUCUAAAAACGGAACUGAUUUGCGUAGGAACACAGGAAAUUCCUUUAUAAGUAAAGGUUAUUAACUGGAAUAAUCUUCGUGGGUUAAUACAAGUUAGUGUUUAUUGAGUUGCCAAUGCUGUUUGCCUUAAACCAUCAGCCAAUCACAAGCACGAUUAUAUUACUAUGGCUAAUUGAACAGAAUUGCACUUAAAGGGGUUGUUUACCUUCCAAAGACUUUUUCCAAUUAUUUGUUUUCAGUUUGUUCACCAGAAAUAAAGACUUUUUUUAAAUUGC
This is a messenger RNA of Xenopus laevis (African clawed frog), 2177 nucleotides long. RefSeq names its product catalase, gene 2 S homeolog (gene cat.2.S). The record is from RefSeq and is a predicted model, not a curated record. Bases 92 to 1678 code for a protein of 528 amino acids. The transcript is spliced from 13 exons. Gene Ontology annotation, molecular function: catalase activity; heme binding. Gene Ontology annotation, biological process: response to hydrogen peroxide; hydrogen peroxide catabolic process; cellular oxidant detoxification. NCBI's taxonomy places the organism in Eukaryota, Metazoa, Chordata, Amphibia, Anura, Pipidae. Gene Ontology annotation, cellular component: mitochondrion; peroxisome; peroxisomal matrix.